AUGUCCAACACUAUAUUCAACCUUUCAAAUGUGCAGAAUGCUUUAGUCAACUCACCUACAAAAGGAAUAAAAAUGCUUCCUUUGGAUGUUGUAGUAAAAGUAAAAGCAAGUGAAUGGGAGCAAUACCUUGACCGCAUUCAAUCACUUUGUUCAACAAAGUGGAAUAAAUGUAGAAAACUUUGUGCAAGAGAAUUAAUAUAUGGAGAGACAAAAAAAUGUCACCAAGCAGGAUUUUAUAUAUCAGAUAGAAAUGUUUGUCUUGCUCAGAAAGACACUAAGCUUUAUUAUUGCGAAGCCACUAUUUUCAUCAAGCAAUACGUCAACAACCCUGAAGUAGUUUUAAUUUGUAUGACCAAUAAUCAUACCAACCAUGUUCCUGACAACACUUCUGAAAUUAGAACAUUGCCUUUAUCUUCUGAGGCCAUCAAAAUUAUUGAGGAUCAGUUAAAAGGGGGCAGCACCUAUAGAAAUACUAGAAUUUCAAUGAAGAAUAUACUGUAUAAGUUCCACUCUGAUGAAAAUAAGUCUCUGGAUAUUUGGAUGCAUGAGAAGUUACCAUCACAGAACUAUUGUAUCUUUACUGGCAAUCUUUCUGCAUACAGCAACAAUGCACAGAAUUUUGCAUUUGGAUUUCCAUCACCAUCUCAAAUGAUGCUAAUGAGAAUUUACCAGUCAUUUUGUCUUGAUACAACAUACAACAUCUCUGCACGCAACAUUGAAAUAUUAUACUCACUUGUUACUCAUCAUCCUGAUACUGGAAAAGGUUCUCCUGUUGCAUACAUGAUUAUAAACAAUCAUAGUAUUAGUUCUAUUAAUCAAUGA
Molecule: messenger RNA, 822 nt
Organism: Phycomyces blakesleeanus NRRL 1555(-)
Lineage: Eukaryota; Fungi; Mucoromycota; Mucoromycetes; Mucorales; Phycomycetaceae
Exons: 2
Coding region: 1-822 (273 amino acids)
Source: RefSeq, a predicted model, not a curated record